Messenger RNA from Cheilinus undulatus (humphead wrasse), 2230 nucleotides. RefSeq lists its product as uncharacterized. Lineage: Eukaryota; Metazoa; Chordata; Actinopteri; Labriformes; Labridae. Bases 179 to 2230 code for a protein of 683 amino acids. The record is from RefSeq and is a predicted model, not a curated record. The transcript has 2 exons.
GUGUUACUCAGUGAGAUCGGGGUCAGUGAGGAGUGUUUUUCCUGCAGCUUUCCGGAUUAAAAACCAUGGAUAAACUUUAAGAAGAAGACAAUCCCCAUGCUUCUCCUGCAGCAGGACCGCGUGGAGUGUGAAAGAGUUCCCCACUUGGAGCUGCUACGAGGCUUAACAGGUGACGGAGAUGGAUUCUCAUCCGUGGACGUACAGACAAAACCAACGAGCUGCUCCAGCCUUGCAGACCUCACAAGCCCUCACUCAGCAUUUUCAAAAUGGAACAAGGAGUCAACAAAAUGCAAACAGCCCACAGCUGUACAGGACGUUAACCAACGGAGUCUUUCCACAACAAAGUUCUCAGGGAUGGAGCAGGAGCUGGCGGAUGGGAACUCUGGGUCAAUACGGAUUAGAGUGGAAUAGAAGUGGAAAUUCUCAAAGGAUUAUCACUAAUGGAUCUCAGGCUUCCACCCAACAUGUACUUCCUCAGAAUCCUCCACAAAGUUCCUCCACACAAAGUCAGCCCAACAUGAUGAAUGCAAACAUGGCUGUCCAUGGCAUGGCUCAACAGAACAGCUCCCAGAGUAUGAAUAGAAGACCAGCAAACACCUCAGUCCCCUCGUUUCCCAAUGAGCAUGCGGCUCGCUCCAAUGUGUUAGUACCCUCUGCUGCUCAUAACCUCCACCGCAGGCAAAACAGCAUCCAGAAUGGAUGCUCUCCUCCUGCCCCCCUGCCGAAAUAUAACACUGCUGUCUCUCAGUCUUUAAGAAACAGAGGCACUAUCUCCUCAGUAUCAGUCCAACAAGCUGUGGGGGGGUUCUCCAUGAGUCGCGUAGUUCAGCAGAACCACAAACAACUCAACAGCAGCAGGCCUUCAGACAGCUUCAGGCCAUCAGGGACAAAUGUGUGUUCCUCAUAUUCCUUUGAUGACUUAAGAGAGAUUGCCAAGAUUGUGGAGGAUCUGCAUAAGUCUGUCCCUGCAGAAUUAACUGGUGGUCCUUCAGGGAACAUGGGUUCAUCAAAUCCAGUCAUGGAGUCCAAUCUUAAUGUGCAGUCUGCAGAAAAUAACUCCUGCACCCUUCAGUCCUCAGCUCUCAGCUCUCAGUGGUCCUUGUCUAAAACCACCAACAUAUCAACACAACAAACGCAGCAAAGCAACAAUGCACCACGUCAGCACAGCUCUGUACCUAACGUCUACCUUAGAGCAGCUGGAGACGGCGUUACAGAUGGAAGAACAGCAUCAAAUGCUUUUUUCCCUACAAAUACUCAGGGGUCCAGCGGGAAUCAGGGUCAAACUCUAAGUACUGAAUCUCAGCUCACGACACAACAUAGCAGAGCAGAACGCUUUAUAAUGGAAAUGCUACGCUCAUCAAAAUCUGGUGCUCUUCACUCGUCUCCUGGUCGUACAAGAGCGGUUGCUGUUGUGCCACCAUUGUCCCAGGAUGCAGCGCAGCACGCCUCCUCUAAUGUAACCAAUUCUGCAGGUGUCAUGACUGAUGAAUCUGUUAGUGACAGUCAGAAAAAUGACAACAUCAACAAGGCAAAAGAAUUUAGGAACAAGUCCUUCCUUGUUCCAGAGAACCCAAAUCCAGUAGCGUCUGACAAAUCUAAAAUCAGUGGUUCUUCACCCUCCAACAACCACUCAGCAUCACUCUCAGACUCAAUGAGACAUCAAGACUUGUCUCUGAAACACUUAGGAACCGACAACACGCGAGCAGAGCAAGCAGUUAGCACGCAAGCAGUCGGGCAUAUUCCUCCAAAUGCUCCAGAAGCAGCAGGUUCAGAAUCUGCAGCGAGCCAACAUAAGGAGCCGGCAGAUUUGGAGACUGGCUUUCUUGAACUUUCUAAAAUCCAAACUAUCGAUUGCAGGUCUUCCGAAUUAGAAAAGAUUGUAAGGUUUUUUGAAGAAAAGCAGGCUGCUCAAAGCACAAGUUCAAAAAUGUCAGAUCCUGGAGUGAGCAUUGUAAUGCAUCUAUGGGAUGGAAAUUAUGAAAAAUGUGAAACUCUAAGGAAGUCAGAUUGGUAUGAAAAGUUAACUCUAAAUGCAAAAACUUUCUGCGACCAACACGUAACAGAGGACACUGUCAUUGCAUCCCGUGCAAAAAAGGUCCAUGCAGCCUUUCUCAAGCAGCACCACAUCCUUACUCACAACAACGUCUACACAGAACCACCCUACAAAUCCUCAUGGCUGAACCUGAAUGAGCAGCUAGAUGACAUCGAUAAAGAGUUCGGCCUCCCGUGA